Ctenopharyngodon idella (grass carp) is the source of this 1045-nucleotide messenger RNA. The record is from the annotation of a RefSeq genome assembly. NCBI's taxonomy places the organism in Eukaryota, Metazoa, Chordata, Actinopteri, Cypriniformes, Xenocyprididae.
AUGAACCCUUACGUACUCGCAAUUCUACUAUCCAGCCUAGGAUUAGGAACUACCCUAACCUUUGCUAGCUCCCACUGAUUACUAGCUUGAAUAGGACUGGAAAUCAAUACCUUAGCAAUCAUUCCACUAAUAGCCCAACACCACCACCCUCGUGCAGUAGAAGCUACCACAAAAUAUUUUUUAACUCAAGCCACUGCAGCAGCAAUAAUCAUAUUCGCAAGUACAACAAAUGCCUGAAUUACAGGAGAGUGAGAUAUAAAUAAUAUAUCAAACCCCCUUGCUAGCACAAUAAUCAUCAUUGCUUUAGCACUUAAAAUUGGACUAGCACCAAUACAUUUCUGAAUGCCAGAAGUUUUACAAGGACUAGACCUUCUAACAGGAUUAAUCUUAUCAACCUGACAAAAACUUGCCCCAUUUGCCCUAAUUAUCCAAACAGCCCAAGCCAUCGACCCAAUACUACUAACCGCCUUAGGAGUCACAUCCACAUUAGUUGGGGGAUGAGGCGGACUAAAUCAAACCCAGCUACGAAAAAUCCUAGCCUACUCCUCAAUUGCACACAUGGGCUGAAUAAUUAUUAUUCUUCAAUACGCCCCACAACUUACCCUAGUCGCCCUAGGAACAUAUAUUUUCAUAACAUCCGCAGCAUUCCUUACCCUAAAAACAUCGUCCGCCACAAAAAUCAACACUCUUACAAUAACCUGAUCAAAAAGCCCAACCCUAACAGCAACCACAGCCCUACUACUACUUUCACUAGGAGGCUUACCGCCAUUAACAGGAUUUAUACCAAAAUGACUAAUUCUACAAGAAUUAGCAAAACAAAGUCUCCCCAUCACCGCUACAAUCAUAGCCCUAGCUGCUUUGUUAAGCUUAUACUUCUACCUCCGCCUCUGCUACGCAAUAACAUUAACAAUUUCCCCCAACACAACCAACUCAAUCGCCCCUUGACGAACCCAAACAACUCAAUCCUCCCUCCCAUUAGCCCUGUCUACUUCAAUCGCCCUAGGACUUCUACCUAUAACCCCAGCCAUCCUAAUACUAACCACCU